AUGGUGUACGCCGGAAUUCCAAACCACUAUACGGGAUCUCCAUCCUCGUAUGUGCCACCGUCUUUGACGAUCAAUCAUGAAGCCACUGUGGAUUUAGACUCUACCAAUGCAUUCGAAGGGCCCGAAAAGCUCCUUGAAGUGUGGUUCACUGCGUCUCCGGAGGACCUCGCCAACUCCCCGGUACCAAAUGGACUCAAGGCUGUGUCGGCGGACACCUGGAAAGGCAUGCUCGACCUCGUCAAUUGCCAAGUUCUCUCCAUCGUUGAGUCUGACGACGUCGAUGCCUACCUCCUGUCCGAAUCGAGCAUGUUUGUCUUCCCUCACAAGCUGAUCCUCAAGACCUGUGGCACCACCACCCUUCUGCAUGGUCUCCCUCGCAUUCUCGAAAUUGCUGCUCUCUACGCUGGUUUCCCCAAGUCCAGCCCUCCAUUGGUCGGCGGCAUCACCACGGCAACUGCUCCAUACCGUGUCUUCUACAGCCGCAAGAACUUCCUCUUCCCCGAACGCCAGCGUGGCCCUCACCGUAGCUGGAGAGAUGAAGUCAGAGCUAUGGACAAGCUCUUCUUGGGCGGAAGUGCCUAUAUGAUCGGCAAGAUGAAUGGUGAACAUUGGUACCUGUACAUUACCGAGCCGUUCACCUCAUUGACACCUCCUGCAUCUCCCUCCCACGAGACCGAAACCAGACAAAUCAACUUCCCUGGUUCUCUCGAGAACGGUGUCGGAGGAACCAAGCAAUGCGAGAGUGACGAAACAUUGGAGAUAUUGAUGACUGACUUGGACGAGAAGAAUUCCAAGCAAUUCUACCUCGACCAUGCGAGUGCGGUCGCAGAAAGUCGUUAUCGAUCUGAACACGAAGAAGACGACGACUUUGUCGACGUUUUCAGCAACACCUCCUCCAACAACAGUGAUGCGGGCUCCCCUCUUCCCUCGGAGCUCUCAAGCGAAGGCCACGCCCUCGGUACCGUCGUCAGCGACUCCUGUGGACUAUCCAACAUGUAUCCCGCCGACAAGCACCCAGGCUCUCGAAUCGACGCCUACCUGUUCUCCCCCUGCGGCUUCUCAGCUAACGGCGUCAUCCCUUCCAACGAUGGCAAAUCUGGCACUAACUACUUCACCGUCCACGUCACACCUGAACCCCACUGCUCCUACGCAUCGUUUGAAACCACCGUGCCCCAGGAGCAGACCGGCCGUGACACCGCCGAAAUCGUCAGCCAGGCCGUAGACAUCUUCAAACCAGGCCGUUUCACCGUCACCUUGUUCGAGGCCAAGUCCCCCAAGGCCAACGCAGAGGAGCUCGGUCAGUCCUUUGAAGUGCGCCGCAGUGCUCGCCUUGCCUCCCGUCGACAUGGCAAAAUGGAGAGCAUCCCUGGAUACCGCCGCGUUGACCGUAUCGUCCACGAACUCGACGGAUACGACCUUGUCUUCCGCUACUACGAGCGUCUUGACUGGCGUGGAGGCGCUCCACGUAUCGGAGAGAACUACCCCUAA
Messenger RNA from Nannizzia gypsea CBS 118893, 1488 nucleotides. Its product is annotated as S-adenosylmethionine decarboxylase proenzyme. The record is from RefSeq and is a predicted model, not a curated record. Gene Ontology annotation, molecular function: adenosylmethionine decarboxylase activity. The transcript has 2 exons. The coding region runs from base 1 to 1488 and encodes 495 amino acids. Gene Ontology annotation, cellular component: cytosol. Lineage: Eukaryota; Fungi; Ascomycota; Eurotiomycetes; Onygenales; Arthrodermataceae. Gene Ontology annotation, biological process: spermine biosynthetic process; spermidine biosynthetic process.